AAGUUGUCUUGGUAGCUCUUGACCUGUUUUAGGAAUUAGUCUAUGAAUUAUCUGGUAGCCAAACCUCACCACACCCACUGGUAUUCAUCACAACGACACCACCAUUACAGCCGAUGACUUCUCACAAUUAUAAACUUCGCUCCUUCAAAAUCCACAAAGCACACUUUUCUCUUUCUGCUACACUACUCACCAUUUCUAACAACGAUGAAUGCUAUGAUGAAUGUGAUUAUGGAUGGCCCCAUUUUUACAUGGCUCUUGAAAACUCGAAUGACUUUCUACAAUGACGAUGCUUUGCAGCUUCCCUGGUGGUUUGGGGCAUGUUGCUGGAACUUUGCCAUUGCAGGAGCUUUCAUGCUCUGGAUUGAACCAGCAUGGGUCCAGCACCCACAAAAGAUAACCAUUCUGCCGUCCCUGCUAUCAUUCACAGUGCAGUUCCCUUACCAAACCAUUGCUUACUUGCUCAUUUUUGUGCAAGCUCCACUGAGUUUCCUAGCGGACUAUGUCAACAUGAAGCGGGACAGUUAUUGGCAUAUCAUUGACAGACUCCUCGCCGUGCCCAUAAUGGCGACGGAAAUCAUCAAGGUUACAUGCAUGGCCUUGGAGUCCAUCCGACACUUUCAGCUGCUUCCGAAUUCAAAGGCCAUGCCGAUUCCAUUGGUGGUUCUCUACUUUAUGGCGCUGAUCUUUGCCAUUUAUUGCUUUCUUCAAUCCAACAAGGCUCAAGCCAACCGCGACCAUCAAGGAUUCAUCCUGUGGCACAACACCUGGCAUUUGUACCCAUUGGUGGCAGUGGCCAUUUUUGUGUUCGACUUUUAUGUCUGUCAUGGAUGGCAACGAUGCACCAGACAAUAUAUGUAUUCCAUUGUCAUCCAAAAGGCGACGAAACUGUAGAGUAAGCGGCCACCCAACGAGCAAACACUUGUGCACAAUGCAUGGGCUCGAAUAGAAACUACAUAAGAAAUACCUAGCUAGACUCUUUAGAAAACUC
Messenger RNA from Seminavis robusta, 988 nucleotides. NCBI's taxonomy places the organism in Eukaryota, Bacillariophyta, Bacillariophyceae, Naviculales, Naviculaceae. The record is from the annotation of a GenBank genome assembly.